AUGUAGCCUUUGUUCAUAAUUUUUGGAAUCCAUAUUAUUCUAUUAAAUUCAAAAGCUUUAACCUGCCAGGCAUUGCAAAUGUAACCAAAAAUAACAUGUAAUAUCAACCUGAUAGAUUGUUUUAUAUCGGGAGGGGAUGAAGAAGAUUACUACAAACUUGAACAUGUUGAUAAAGAAAUUAUAUAAAAAUCCUUUACUAUCCCUUACAAAAAUAUGCCUAUUUAGAUUUCAAUUUUCAAUAGAUUAGAAUAAGAUAUGAUCUAAAUGAAACUCAUUUGUUCAUUGCUUCUGAAUUAUACAUAUUAUAAUAAAAAAAAUAAAACAGAUUAUAUGAGUUAUGAUACAUUGAAGAAUUAUGAAAACAUUCAUCUUUUAGAGAGCAUUAAAAUAGAAACAAAUAUAUUAUCAGAGGAAAGUUGUGAUGAAAUUUAUUAACUAGAAGAUGGAAGAAUAAUUUUAUUUUGCUUGAAAUUAUUUAUUCUUAACAAUAUUCAGUAAGUGUAGAAGGAGAUAUUGUUCUUCUUCUAGAAUAGGAUGUUUCGGAUUAAAUUUAACAUUAUUGCAAGAAGAAACAGAAUAAAAUAUAAGGCAAGAAUUAAUUUAUAAUAUCAUUUAUUCAAUGUUCACAUUGGAAAAUUUUUUAAAUUAAUAAACAAGAAAUCUCAAUUAUUUUGGAAUCCAAAAUGA
Molecule: messenger RNA, 687 nt
Organism: Paramecium octaurelia
Lineage: Eukaryota; Ciliophora; Oligohymenophorea; Peniculida; Parameciidae
Source: the annotation of a GenBank genome assembly